AUGGCGGGGAGUGGUCAGUAAAACUUCUAGCAGAUAAAAGAGCAUCUGGGGCAAUCAAUGGCCUAUUAAUAAAUCCGGAAAACGACUAUAUCCUCGUAAGCGGACACAAGACUGCGGAAAUUUGGACCGCGACCGGCGAGUUAGUUGGAAAAUCAGCAACCAACUUUCUGCAUUUGGAGCAAGUUCUUCAAGAUCCUCAUCAGCCUGACAGAUUCCUAGUAAUCGAACGGUCUACGACUUCCCUGUAUUGUUGGGAAGAUUUCCAACCAGUGGAACUAUCCAACAAAGUAGCCCUUGAAGCAUAUGAAUCUUCAAGUAGAAGUACAACCACGACCUUCCACGGGCCCAACUACCUCAUUAAAUUCACAAAAUCACAAGGGAACAAAGCCAAAUCAACACUACAAUUCUACCCUUCAACAAUAUUCAAUGACCCCGAAGUCUCUCCCGCACCACUUCCUGGCUACGAGAUUCUCGGUCCAUUCGUUGAACAUUUCAUCUCCAUCACCGAAAACAAGCUUCUCUUCAUCAACACAGACCUCUGGGUGUGUAGCCUUGACCUGAAAACGUUCGCAGCAACACAAGAAGUCAAGCGUCAUUUCUUUAUUCCUUCAAAUUGGCAAGUAGCCUCUGGGGAAAUAAUGAUUUCCUUCACGGCGAAAAAGGAUUUUGUGUUUGUUAAAAGGAGUGAGUUGGUGAUCAUUAGCCGAGGGUUGGAUUUUUCGGAUGUCUUUACGCUUUCUGGUGUGCCAAAAGAUUUGUAUCGCUAG
Molecule: messenger RNA, 767 nt
Organism: Hymenoscyphus albidus
Lineage: Eukaryota; Fungi; Ascomycota; Leotiomycetes; Helotiales; Helotiaceae
Source: the annotation of a GenBank genome assembly